AUACCUGAUGGCCCAGGUAGAGGAGCAGACUUGACUCAAGCCCCGACAAGUUACACAAAGAAUCCUUCUUGGCAUUUCGUUUCCACUACUGGGAAAGGAAGGGGAUUUCUGCAAGUGUUGGUCUUCUGUUGCUUCUGCCUGCUGUGUACAAAUACGAAUGCCAAGGGUAUUUUGUUAAUUCUCAUUUCCUUCACUUUUUGAAGGCUCAAAAUGGAAAGUAUUUAUUGACCAAAUUAACAGGGCUUUGGAGAAUUAUGAACCAUGUUCAAGUCGAAACUGCAGCUGCUAUCGCGGCGUCAUAGAAGAGGACCUCACUCCUUUCCGAGGUGGUAUUUCCAGGAAGAUGAUGGCCGAGGUGGUCAGACGGAAGCUAGGAACCCACUACCAGAUCAUUAAGAAGAGAUUAUUCCGGGAAGAUGACUGCAUGUUUCCUUCCAGGUGUAGUGGUGUCGAACACUUUAUUUUGGAAGUGAUUCGGCGCCUCCCAGACAUGGAAAUGGUAAUCAAUGUACGAGAUUAUCCUCAGGUUCCUAAGUGGAUGGAGCCUACCAUCCCUGUCUUUUCCUUCAGUAAGACGUCAGAGUACCAUGAUAUCAUGUAUCCUGCGUGGACAUUUUGGGAAGGGGGCCCUGCCGUGUGGCCACUUUAUCCUACGGGUCUUGGACGGUGGGACCUCUUCAGAGAAGAUCUGCUAAGGUCAGCAGCACAAUGGCCAUGGGAAAAGAAAAAUUCUACAGCAUAUUUCCGAGGAUCAAGGACAAGCCCAGAAAGAGAUCCUCUCAUUCUUCUGUCUCGGAAAAAUCCCAAGCUCGUUGAUGCAGAGUACACCAAAAACCAGGCCUGGAAAUCUAUGAAAGAUACCUUGGGAAAGCCAGCUGCCAAGGAUGUUCAUCUAAUAGAUCACUGCAAAUACAAGUAUCUGUUUAAUUUUCGAGGUGUAGCUGCAAGUUUCCGUUUCAAGCAUCUCUUCCUGUGUGGUUCGCUGGUCUUCCAUGUUGGUGAUGAGUGGGUGGAAUUCUUCUACCCACAGUUAAAGCCAUGGGUUCACUACAUCCCAGUCAAAACAGACCUCUCCAAUGUCCAGGAACUGUUGCAGUUUGUAAAAGCAAAUGAUGAUAUUGCUCAGGAAAUUGCUAAAAGGGGGAGCCAGUUCAUCAUAAACCAUUUGCACAUGAAUGACAUCACCUGUUACUGGGAGAGCCUCUUGACUGAAUACUCCAAAUUCCUGUCCUAUAAUGUAACAAGAAGGAAAGAUUAUGAUCAGAUCAUUCCCAGACUUUGGAAAACUGAACUGUAGUCAUCAUCAGAGGACUGGAAUCCUGGCAGUGGAUCUGAGAUGCUCUGUGGUGAAAUACCAUGAGCGUGACACCUAUGCUUUGAACACCUUUGCCAAGCCUAGUAUUCAGUUUUCCUUAUCAUGUUGUAUCUGGGAGGACUCUUGAGAAAGACCUAAAAAUGUAUGUGAUGAACAGCUAUUUGAAUGUUUGAAAUCAUGAAAUAAGGAUUUGGAACUACAUCCUAUCUUUCAUUUUCUUAUGAUCAAUCACAGCUUGUGCCUCAGGUCAUCUACAUGUAUCAUCACUGUGAAAUUGACUGGGUCCAUGUGAAGAUGCCCUUUGUCCUAUUAUUUGGAGCAGAUCAUCAUCCAUCAUUUGGUACAAUUCAUAUCUGCAACUCUGAAGUUAUUCUAGGCUUGAUGUCUAUUACUUAAUUUUAGUGUAGAAAUCCUGUGGGGUUUGUGAAAGUACUGCAAUGGUCAUGUCCUGAAGAGUCUAAGGAAGCAGUGGCUGUGCCAUGCAGUGCUGUUGGUGUUCUCUUUUGUAGAAGGAUAAAUUCUUUGGCACUCAGGAGGUUCCUAUAAUGCCUCAAUUGCCUGAGUUAUUUUCGCAGUUGGAUUUCAAGUGCCUGUUUUGUGCCUUCAUGCCUGAGAAAUUCGUUAAUACAUUAGAAAGCAGUCUUGUGUGAGAGAGAGAGAGAGAGAGAGAGAGAGAGAGAGAGAGAGAGAUGUCCCUGUAAUACUAGCACUUCUUCUGAAGUAGAAACAGAAGGAUGAGUUCAUGACCACCCUCAGCUACAAGAGUUCAAGGAUAGCCUUGAACUACUGGCUACAUGAAGUCCUGUCUCAUAAACUUUAACUCACCUUUUGCACACCUCUGAUUUUGCCUUCUUAAAUUAGUAGCAGCAGGACCAUCUCAAUUUGCAGAGACUGUGAUGUUCAUGUGAACACAUCAUGAAGUAGUAAUUUAGAGAGCAUUUAGCUUUCAUAUUUUUCUCCCAUAUGAAGUAUUUUAGUGUAAAUCAUUAUUGGAGUACUUAUUCCCCUUCUGAAAAAGAUAUAUGGACAGUUCACUGCAAGUUACAGCUCCAGCAACACCUCUCUGAACCUCAUUCUUAGCUGUUAGGGACUGUUUAACAAUCUGCUCGUGCGUGUAUCAUGUGCUAUCACAUUGCGUUGUAGUUACUUGGCUGUUUCUUCCCUUGUUCUGUAAGCGUAUUGAUGAUGAGAAUGAUGUUUCACUGCUCUUGAUGUUUUUGUUAUCCAGCACAGUGCCUCACACAGAAUAGUUAACUGAAGAACUGUUGGGAUGGGUGAGUCGGGGGUGAAUGGAUAUACUCACUUGGCUUAACUAAAUUCUAUUUUUAAAUUGCUCAGUUACUGCCUGCAGAGAGGAUGAGAGAUGCAUUGUAAGAAAUGGAUCAAUACAGAACCUCACUUUCCCUUUCGAGUAGUAGCAAGGGGUAUCUUUGUUUUAAAAACAACAAAAGUUACUCAGAUUUUGUACUUAUCUGUGUACCUCAGUGUAGACAAUAUGAGAAUGACAUGUAAUUGUAUGUAAAGUGUAUGCUUUUGAAAAUAGUUUGUAUGCUCACACUUUUGAAGGUUUUGUUAUCACUCAUACCAGCUCAGUCCAAAAGAUACCAUUUGCUUCUUGAAAAGUUCAUUCUGUCUACUGUGGCAAUGGUUACUAUUGUUUUCAAUAUAAACAGAUAUAUGUUUUCUAA
Cricetulus griseus (Chinese hamster) is the source of this 3003-nucleotide messenger RNA. NCBI's taxonomy places the organism in Eukaryota, Metazoa, Chordata, Mammalia, Rodentia, Cricetidae. The record is from RefSeq and is a predicted model, not a curated record.